Molecule: messenger RNA, 1746 nt
Organism: Didymosphaeria variabile
Lineage: Eukaryota; Fungi; Ascomycota; Dothideomycetes; Pleosporales; Didymosphaeriaceae
Exons: 2
Coding region: 1-1746 (581 amino acids)
Biological process (GO): xenobiotic detoxification by transmembrane export across the plasma membrane
Molecular function (GO): fluconazole transmembrane transporter activity
Source: RefSeq, a predicted model, not a curated record
AUGCUCGAUAUCAUUCGCGAAGCGCCUCUGGGUCAAGUCAUCCGCUUCCUGUCAGGAAACAGACUGUUUCAAUACCCAGAGGAUAAGCCAGACUUUGAGUUGCCCGCCCAAUAUGCCGCCCUUCUCGAACCAUCAUCAAAUCUGGGUGAUGAAAUCUUAGAACGAAUCGAAGAAGACACAUCCGCGCGAACACCCCAGAUCAAAGGACAUGACGAUCUGGAGAUGCAAGGGCAGGGUUUACACGGAAAUUUGAGCAGCGUUCAUGCGGUAGCCCACGCGGAGGAACGACUUCAAGUCCAACCUCGCGACCUCGAGCGUACAAAUCCCUUGAUCAUUGUCCCCCAGAGAACAUUAGACGGCAUCAUAUUAGUGGACUGGUAUACCAACGAUGACCCCACCAACCCAAAGAACUGGUCCGGUUUCAAGAAAGGCUUCGUCAUGUUCAUCGUUGCGUUCUACACCGCUGCCGUGUACUCUGCAGGCCCUAUCUACGCUGCUUCCGUUGGCGGCGGUCUUCUGGAACACUUCGACAUCAGCCCGAUCGUUGCUUCGCUUGGCUUGUCGCUUUUCGUGCUAGCCUACGGCAUUGGCGAUAUUGUGUUUGCUCCGUUGUGUGAGAUCCCAGCGAUUGGAAGGAAUCCGGUGUACUACCUUACCUUUGUUGUGUUCUGGGCUAUGAUCGAUGACUUCGGGUCGCUUUUAGCACUCCGGUUUUGGAUGGGCUUCUUUGGUAGUCCUGCACUUGCGAACGGCGGCGCAACCGCCUCCGACUUGUUCGAGCUUUUAUACGUUCCCUAUGGACUAUCGUGGUUCGUCCUUGCCGCGUGGUGUGGGCCCGCAUUCGGUCCCUUGAUCGGUGGUUUUGCGGCCAUGGCGAAGGGCUGGCGAUGGCCCUUAUGGGAGAUAGUCUGGAUUUCGUCUCUCGUACUCGUCAUCCUACUCACGCUCAUGCCCGAAACGUCCGCCGAAAAUAUCCUCCUACGCCGCGCCCGCCGCCUGCGCAAAGUCACCGGCAAUCCCAGACUCCUGUCCCAAAGCGAAGUCACCCAACGCCACAUGACCGCUUCGCAGAUUCUAACAUCGGCCCUUGUCCGUCCCCUAGAAAUCAUGUUCAAAGAUCCCUCCGUGCUCUUUAUAAACGUAUACACCGGCUUCUUCUACGGCGUGUUUUACACCUUCUUCGAAGUCUUUCCUCUUGUCUUCCCUCCCUUCUAUGGAUUUAGCCUUGGACAAAGCGGUCUAGCAUCCCUUUCCUGCUUCGUCGGUGUCAUCUUCGCGCUUCUGGGUUACUUCGUGUACCUGCACUUCUACAUGAUACCCGACAACAAGGAAGGCUUCCGCGAGCAAGAGCACCGCCUCGUCCCCGCCAUCGUCGGAUCGUUUCUGCUCCCCAUCGGACUAUUCAUCUUUGCGUGGACGGCUGAGCGAGAUAUCCACUGGGUUGCGCCCCUCAUAGGCGUAGCGAUCUUCUGCAGCGGACAUUUCUGGCUCAUGCAGAGCUUGUUCAUUUAUUUGCCAUUCUCGUAUCCGAAGUACGCGGCGAGUCUCUUUGCGGGGAACAGCUUGUGGAGGAGUAUAACGGCGGGAGCAAGCGUGGUGUUCGCGACGCCGUUGUUGAGUAACCUUGGAGUGAGCAGAGGGGUGAGUUUAUUAGGUGGGCUGAGUGUGGUGGGGAUCUUUGGAACCGUGGUGAUGUAUAAGUUUGGCAAGCAGCUUCGUGCGCGCUCGAAGUAUGCCCAGAGUUAG